AUGGCUCCUAUAACCCUCGCUGGCUCGGCGGACUCUAUGAACAAAUUCGAGGACUUGUCAGGUAUUGACACUGCGAAAUAUGCCAACCCAUAUGAUGCUUUGAUAGAAGCAUGCCACGAUGACCCGGCAGAAAUACAAGCUAAGUAUGCAACUCAUCGAGAAACUCGCAAUGCUCAACAGAAGGCAAAGAUACUGGCUCCUGAUUUUCAAGAGAUGAUACUGGAUACCGUUCUGCAAAAGCUAGAGGAUCCCAAUAUUGAGCCUGGUUUUGAGGAUCCUAGACAUUGCUUAGUAUUCUGGGCGCGUCCUCCCCAACACAUUAAAGCAUUGGUUGGGACAAUUCAACAAAAGCUACUUGCUUUGGCUCCGAAGCUCUGGCUUAUGCCUCAGCUCAAGUGCCAUCUCACGGCACUUGAGAUAACCCAUUCCUUGACCUCCCCAGAAAUAACCUCCAUUGUUAACCAACUUGGUACAUCCACCAUAUCAACCAUGACCGACUAUCCCCUCCAACACCGUGCACGUCUUAUCAAGCCCAUGCUAUCCUAUGACGCCGCCGCAGUUGCCCUCUCUUUUCUUCCUGCUGCCGGAGAAUCGCUUACGUCAAAUGCUGAGCCAUCAUCUCGCAAUCCCAGAACUGCCCAAGACGAUGCGUUCACCUACCACCAUCUUCGCCAAUCUCUAUUCACCAUUGCCCGAUCUACGGGUAUCUCUGUUGACUCCCGUUACGUAGUCCCCAGUUCACAUAUCACAGUUGGACGAUUUCUCACGCAGGAAGAUCACGAUACGCCCGAAAAGCGACAGGCUUGGAUUGACUUGAUUGAGGAGAUCAAUGUAUGGCUCAAAAAGGAGUAUUGGCCACGUGAGGGGGCAGACAGAGAUGAGCAUGGAGAGUGGGUCGUAGGUCAGGAAAAAGGUUUGGAUUGCAGGAGAGGCCAGUUGUGGUAUGGAGGUGGAGAGACAGUGAUGUUAGGAAAAGGAUUCUAG
Molecule: messenger RNA, 984 nt
Organism: Botrytis fragariae
Lineage: Eukaryota; Fungi; Ascomycota; Leotiomycetes; Helotiales; Sclerotiniaceae
Product: putative 60s ribosomal protein l44 protein
Exons: 4
Coding region: 1-984 (327 amino acids)
Source: RefSeq, a predicted model, not a curated record